CUUAAACGUCAGCACCAACACUUUGAAUAUAUUAUGUCCCACAUCCUGCGCCCAUUUUAUAAUAACGCAAUUUACCUGGUCCUCUUUAGUGUCCCAUUCCAAAAGCUUGUAAACGUACUGAGAACCAAUGCAGAUCUUUCAAGAUUGGUGUUAUGUGGUCUCGGCAGCCGCUCCCAGUCACCAGUCUAGCUGCCGCAUUCUAGAUUAGUUGUAGUUUCCGGGUCACCUUUAAAGGUAGUCCCACAUAGAGCGCACUGCAGUAAUCCAAGCGAGAGAUAACUAGAGCGUGCAUCACUCUGGCGAGACAGUCUGUGGGCAGGUAGGGUCUCAGCCUGCAUACCAGGUGGAGCUGGUAGACAGCUGCCCUGGACACAGAAUUGACCUGCGCCUCCAUGGACAGCUGUGAGUCCAAAAUGACUCCCAGGCUGCGCACCUGGUCCUCCAGGGACACAGUUACCCCAUUCAGGACCAGGGAGUCCUCCACAGCUGCCUGCCUCCUGUCCCCCCAAAACAGUACUUCUGUCUUGUCAGGAUUCAGCCUCAAUCUGUUAGCCGCCAUCCAACCUCCAUCCGCCUCCAGACACUCACACAGGACCUUCACUGCCUUCACUGGUUCUGAUUUGAAAGAGAGGUAGAGCUGAAUAUUAGAGGUAGAACAGAAAUAUCACUUGGACAGUGCUGGCAUGUAUAUAAUUUCUCCCCCCAGGAAAGGACCCACAAAGUACUGGCAGCUCCUCUCCUUCUUGUAUGCCAUUCAAGCGAUCAACCAGAAUCAAAAGCUGUUACCCAACAUCACCUUGGGCUACAGCAUCCAUGAGAACUUUUUUGAUGGAAGGGUGACCUAUGAUGCUUUGCUAGACAUGUUGUCAAUUGGGCAGCUGAACUUUCCAAACUACAGCUGUGGUAAACAGACUAACUUACUGGCUGUUCUCGAAGGGUCCGACUCUCAAAACUCCAUCCAGAUUUCAAACGUGUUGGGCAUCUAUAAAAUCCCACAGGUCACUUAUGCUUUUGUCUCUCAUGUUCUGAAUGAUAAGAGGCAUUUCCCUUUUUUCUACCGGAUGCUCCCCAAAGAAGAAGCCCUGUACCCAGGGAUUGUCAAGCUGCUCCAGCACUUCCGAUGGACGUUGAUUGGCCUCCUUGCACCAGACAGCGACAAUGGAGAGAGGUUCCUGAAGAGCUUGACACCCGUGCUCAUCAAGAGCGGAGUCUGUGUUGUCAUCUCACAAAGCAUCCAAGGACUGAAUACAAAUGGAGUAUACAUACCUCGUCUUCCAUUCCGCAAGUGGAGGCAAGUGCAUGUAUUUGUUUACUACGGGGAAAGGACUUAUUUCUUAAAUGGACUACAAAUUAUACAACAGUUUUUUGACAUAUUGAUGAAAUCCAUUGUUGGGAAAAUCUUCAUCACAACAGUUUUGUGGGAUGUCGCCCUGGAGCUGAUGUAUAAUGAGAUAUCUUUCCAACACAUCCAUGGUAUAUUUUCCUUCUUCACUGAGACAAGUAAAGGGGCAAAAUACGGUGAUUUUCUACCCUUUUUCUUUGGUAUUAAGAAGUUUUGGGAGGAUGCUUUUAAUUGUUUCUAUUUAAAGCAUGCAUUCUCAGUGAAAGACCGGACAAGAUGCAGAGAGAGAGGGAAACUGGAGAGGCUUCCCCAAGAUGAUCUGGAAAGAAUCCUCUCUCUAGACAGCUACAGGAUCUACAACACUGUGCAAGCCGUGGCUCGUGCCUUAAAUGCUGCAUAUUCAUCUAGAUCUAAGCAGAGGGGAACUGAGAGAAUGGGACUUCAAAGGCUACAGCCAUGGCAGCUCCACCCUUUCCUAGGAAACACCCAGUUCUACAAUUCUUCCAUGGACAGAGUGUAUUUGGAUGAGAACGGGGAGCUGGCAGCCGACUUGGACAUUGUGAACUGGGUGGUGUUCCCCAAUAAAUCCGUCCUCAGAGUGAAGUUUGGGAGUAUUGACAGACAGGGAUCCCCAGACCUGAAGUGCUCCAUCGACCAGGAGGCCAUUGUGUGGCCCAAGUGGCUCAAUCAGACGCUUCCUACUUCCAGGUGUGUGGAAAGCUGUCGCCCUGGAUCCGUCAAGGUGAUUCAGGAAGGGAAGCCUCUUUGCUGUUAUGAAUGUCUUCCCUGUGCAGAAGGGACCAUCUCCACUCAGGAAGAUGCAGACCAUUGCAAAAAAUGCCCAGAAAAUCAGCAUCCAAACAUGAACCGAGAUCAAUGUGUGUUCAAGCAUAUCACCUUCCUAGCCUAUGAAGAAUCUCUGGGGGUUGUCCUACUUUCCCUUGCCCUACUGGGGUCCUUAGCCACAAGCUUUGUUUUAGGAAUCUUUAUUAAAUACAACGAAACUCCCAUAGUCAAAGCCAACAACCGGGACCUCUCCUACAUCCUCCUUGUCUCCCUCCUGCUUUCCUUUUUGUCCUCCUUCUUGUUCAUUGGGAGGCCAAGGAAAGGGACCUGCCUUAUCCGACAAACAGCCUUCAGCAUCAUCUUCUCUGUUGCUGUUUCUUCUGUGUUGGCAAAAACCAUCACUGUGGUUCUGGCCUUCCUGGCCAGCAAGCCAGGGAACUCAGUGAGGAGAUGGCUGGGGAAGAGUCUGGCCAACUCCAUUGUCAUUUCUUGUUCCUGUGUCCAAGUUGUCAUCUGCAUGAUCUGGCUGGGGAUCUCACCACCAUUCCCAGACUCUGACAUGCACUCCCAGCCUGGGGAGAUCAUCCUGCAAUGCAACGAAGGGUCUGUGGCCAUGUUCUAUGGUGCCCUUGGCUACAUGGGCUUCCUGGCGGCCAUCUGCUUCACGGUGGCUUUCCUAGCCAGGAAGCUGCCUGGGGCCUUCAACGAAGCCAAGCUGAUCACCUUCAGCAUGCUGGUCUUCUGCAGUGUUUGGGUGUCCUUUGUGCCCACCUACCUGAGCACCAAGGGGAAGUACAUGGUAGCCGUGCAGGUUUUCUCCAUCUUGGCCUCCAGUGCUGGGCUCCUGGGCUGCAUCUUCAUUCCCAAAUGCUACAUUAUUUUGCUGAGACCUGAUCUGAACACAAAGGAGCACCUGACAGCAAAAACUAAAAAUAGCAUCUGAUUCUUAAAAUAUUAUUUUUCAAGAAGGUAGGGAAGUGAGAUUCUUGAAAAAUGAUGUUUCAGUUUAAAAAACCAUUACCCUCAUUUGAUCAUGUAGAACCAACCAACUUAAUGGAAGUAGUUAUGAAAUUUGGCUGAAAAUUUGUUAAUACUUUGGAAGAUAUAGAUCACAUAGAUCACAGGGAAUUCACAUUACCAAAAUUUUGUAAUUAUUCUUGGAACGGAACAAGGAUGUCCACUGUCACUCCUGUUAUUUCUCCCAGUGAAUCUCCAGCCCCCGGCUCUCUCACUUCCUCAUUCAUCAUCACCUCCUCUGCGGGUGCUGCUAAGUACCCUCUGUCUUUGAGCUCUUUGCU
Messenger RNA from Podarcis raffonei (Aeolian wall lizard), 3426 nucleotides. RefSeq names its product vomeronasal type-2 receptor 26-like. Gene Ontology annotation, biological process: G protein-coupled receptor signaling pathway. NCBI's taxonomy places the organism in Eukaryota, Metazoa, Chordata, Lepidosauria, Squamata, Lacertidae. Bases 684 to 3071 code for a protein of 795 amino acids. Gene Ontology annotation, cellular component: membrane. The record is from RefSeq and is a predicted model, not a curated record. The transcript is spliced from 5 exons. Gene Ontology annotation, molecular function: G protein-coupled receptor activity.